AUUUCCAGAUAAACAUACGAUCGGCAUAUUUGUUACUUCGCUUUCGGGUGGGUAUGUAGAAAGAGCCCAACUUUGGGCGGAAGGUUCCAAUAUCCCCAUCCUUUUGACUUCCAUUUGGAAUUUGGAGCAAGUUCUUUUAAACCUCCCUUGGAAUCCGUACGCCAUUAAUGAGGAAUCCCUUCAGAAAAUGAUGGAAGAAUCAUUGAAAUUGGCUUAUCGUCAAGAAGAUCGUACAAAGAGUAUUAAACAAAAAGUUGGCUUGGAUGUAUCUGGAUAUCAUACUUUAAUU
Ambispora leptoticha is the source of this 289-nucleotide messenger RNA. The record is from the annotation of a GenBank genome assembly. NCBI's taxonomy places the organism in Eukaryota, Fungi, Glomeromycota, Glomeromycetes, Archaeosporales, Ambisporaceae.